AUGCCUCAAGUGUCUCCAUGGAAACAACGAAGCGACGGCCUCUGGAGUCGGCCGCUCAUCGGCCCUGAGCGUAUGUUCGACCAGUGGCUCGAGAUCGACGGCUGGACUGAAUGGAUGGGCGCAGUCAUCUUCACACUCGCUCCGUCUUACGCGUCUCAUAUGAACAGCAAUGCCCAUGUUGAGACGUGGUUCAGGAAAGCAGUAUCGUGCGUUUGCCUUGAGAAGUCUUCCCUCCUGGCAGUCAUUGAGCGUGGCCAAGAAGAGUCGGCAGUCGCAAAGUCUCGAGACUUCGUCUACCGCCCUCUCAUAUCAGAUGAUGACUUUUCUGAGAGGAUUAAGCAGAGGACCACCGUUCUGUAUACCGAAAAGUCGGCUCAGGAGGGCUUGAAGUUACUCACAGACGACUUCUACUCGACUCCAGAGAAACGCAUCAGCCUCGAGCUCGGAGACCAUUUGAUCCACAUAUCCUUUGUUUCUUCGUCCUCCGAGGCGGGGACUUUUGCCCUUGCAAUUCGCUACAACCAUGCAUUGAACGAUUUCUGGAGUGGUGCGGCUAUCCUCAACAAUAUUCUUAGCAAACUCGCAGACGGCUUGAGCACUACCCAAGUACUAUCGCUUUCAUACAAAGAUGCGUCUCACUCUUCUCUACACCCUUGCUAUCUCGACUUUCUCCGUGAUCCUAUCGGAGACACUCCCUUGGAUGCCGAGUCUCAAGAAAAGGCAGCGCAGCUUCUUGGCGCCAAUCUCGGCAACAUCACUCUUUGCCCUAUCUCGCAAGAACCAGCAAAAGACCGACCUGACACCGACUAUUCCGUGAGAAGGCAGAUUCUGUCGCAAGAGACGACGCAAAAGCUCUUUAAGCUCUGCAAGAAGCAUGGGGUUACUGUGACGGCACUGUUGACGGCAUUACAAGCACUUGCACUCCUCAAAACCUUUCCUCCCGAAGAUGUGUCCCGAACCGUGGCGGCACCUAUCUGUGUGAGUAACAGGCUGCGUCAGACAUCUUUUGGUGGCAAUCAGGGCCAUUCAACUUCUUCGAAGGCCAGAUUGAGCGAGAUAUGUCAAGAGGCAGCCUAUAUCGGGCCCGUCAUGGCAACUACUUUCCUUGUGUCUCCCUUUGACGUGAGUCCAUAUCUCAAGAACCAUGACGCUUCUGUUAGGGAGGAUAAUUGGAGGCAGAUUGUUUGGGAAGUUGCCCGAAAUGUUGGUCGAGCGACAGAUGAGGCAGUCAAUAGCAACCUGAGUGAACAUGUGGAUUGGACUCAAGGCCCAGCUGCCUUUGGUGGUGUUGCGCACGCAAUGGAGGCGAUGAAAGCCGGUCUACUGCCUUCGUAA
This is a messenger RNA of Fusarium subglutinans, 1335 nucleotides long. Its product is annotated as l diaminobutyrate decarboxylase. The transcript has a single exon. The coding region runs from base 1 to 1335 and encodes 444 amino acids. The record is from RefSeq and is a predicted model, not a curated record. NCBI's taxonomy places the organism in Eukaryota, Fungi, Ascomycota, Sordariomycetes, Hypocreales, Nectriaceae.